Oreochromis aureus is the source of this 1384-nucleotide messenger RNA. RefSeq names its product ELOVL fatty acid elongase 8b (gene elovl8b). Bases 271 to 1065 code for a protein of 264 amino acids. The transcript has 8 exons. The record is from RefSeq and is a predicted model, not a curated record. Lineage: Eukaryota; Metazoa; Chordata; Actinopteri; Cichliformes; Cichlidae. Gene Ontology annotation, cellular component: endoplasmic reticulum membrane. Gene Ontology annotation, biological process: very long-chain fatty acid biosynthetic process; fatty acid elongation, monounsaturated fatty acid; fatty acid elongation, polyunsaturated fatty acid. Gene Ontology annotation, molecular function: fatty acid elongase activity.
AGGAAGUGAUCGAAAUCACGGUUUCUAUACAUUGAAAAACGAGUGAAAGACACUUUGUGUCAGCGUGCAGUGUUUGGUUUGUUUGCCUGAGCUGCAGCCGAUCCUCCCUUGGCAGGGCUGUUUCUGGCACGGCUGGUUGCUCCAGUCUGCCUUCAUUUUAUCGCAGGGCUCGCUGCAGCUGAACUUGGCUCACAUUUACUGAACAUUAAGCACAGUCCAAAGGUUUCCCCCACGCUGUCACUGAAGUUUACUGCGUCUAUAAGCUCUCAGAUGGAUUCCGCGUGGCAAAGUGUCCUGUCUGUACACCAGAGGAUAGUCGACAAUGGAGACAAGAGAACGGACCCCUGGCUGUUGGUCUACUCCCCAGUCCCGGUGACGCUCAUCUUCCUGCUUUAUCUGUUUAUAAUCUGGGCCGGCCCUCGUCUGAUGAAGCACAGAGAACCCUUUGAGCUCAAAGUGGUCCUCAUUGUUUACAACUUCACCAUGGUUGGCCUGUCUGUGUAUAUGUGCCAUGAGUUCCUGGUUACAUCCUGGCUCCUUAACUACAGCUUGCUGUGUCAGCCUGUAGAUUACAGCACCAGUCCGCUGGCAAUGAGGAUGGCCAGAGUGUGCUGGUGGUUUUUCUUCUCUAAGGUCAUAGAGCUCAGUGACACGCUCCUAAUCAUCCUGCGGAAGAAGAACAAUCAGCUGACGUUCCUUCAUGUUUACCAUCACAGUACUAUGAUCUUCAACUGGUGGUCGGGAGUAAAGUAUGUGGCAGGCGGACAGUCGUUCUUCGUCGGCCUGAUCAACACCUUUGUCCACGUGAUAAUGUACUCUUACUAUGGCCUGGCUGCACUCGGUCCUCACAUGCAGAAAUACCUGUGGUGGAAACGGUACCUGACAUCUCUGCAGCUGGUGCAAUUUCUCCUGAUCCUCGUGCACACAGCGUACAACCUGUUCGCAGAUUGCAACUACCCUGAUGCCAUGAACGCUGUGGUGGUUGGUUACUGCAUCACCCUCAUCAUCCUCUUCAGUAACUUUUAUUAUCAGAGCUACCUCAGGAAGACGAAGAAGCACAAAUGAGACGCCGCGAUGAGGCAACACACAGCUGAAACACAACGGUUUAAAAAAAAUACAUAUAUAUAUACAUUAUACAUAAUGUACAUUAACGGUUUAUUAAAAAAAAAAAAAAUCUGCAGUACUUCUCAGUGACCACUGGAGGGCACAACAAGUCCACAUUGUGAAAGUUUUUCUCAGGGUGCUCAACACACAACUCGCUCUGGGGACUGACAUUGCACAAUAUUUCAGGCUAUAAAUGCAUUGGUGUGUUGCAUUUGUUACGUUGUUGUCUUUAUAAAAACAAACAAUAUAAUAAACACAGAACAAAUGUGAGCAAUCUGAA